Messenger RNA from Polychytrium aggregatum, 885 nucleotides. RefSeq lists its product as uncharacterized. The record is from RefSeq and is a predicted model, not a curated record. Lineage: Eukaryota; Fungi; Chytridiomycota; Chytridiomycetes; Polychytriales. The transcript is spliced from 7 exons. The coding region runs from base 1 to 885 and encodes 294 amino acids.
AUGGCCGACCCCACCAAAGACCAAGUCGGCGAUGCCGACGGAACUGGACUGUUUCCUCAGGUCAAUCCCGCAUCGGGAGACGGCUCCCAGAACCGAGACUUCACUGAUGCGAAAAAAAUCAUGCUCGACAAGUACGCCAACAAAAUGCGGAUGACCAAAAGCUUUGUCAAGAUCCUGAGCUCGACACAGCUAGAUGAGUUCUUCAACACUGCUCUCGAGUACUGCAACUGGUUUUUACGAGUCAACUACCUCGAAAAGCAAAAGGCCACCAAUCGCCUCGGAGUCGACUUUCCAUCGAACGUCCCGAGACAACUUGGAGACAACACCCAAAAUCUUCUCUUUGGAAGCAAUGUGUGGACGUUGGACGAAGCCGUCGCACACAAGGAGUCUUCCCUUCGGGCCUUCGCAACGGCAUACUGCUUCCUAUUGCUUGUUGUCUCGGCCAACAGCAAGGAGCCGGCCAAAGAGCGGAUGUACUUUGAGGUCUGCUCGCCCCGCCAGUUUAAUCGGCCAAUUGCACGUGUGCCCCCAGCCCAUGCGAUUUAUGACUUUACCAAAUCAGUCGACCGUGAGCUGAAUCGGCUCUUUCGCUCAGAUCUGUUUAUGCCCAUCGAAGACGAGUGGGAUCUGGCCUCGCUCGGUGCGUUUGGGUUGCCGGCACCCCAACGAGCGCCGUCGUUUUCGAGAUCUCUGAAUGAUCUACAAUCUGGCGAUGCCUUCACCUCGCGGCGAAAGACGCCUCUUGGAAAGGGCCCCUCUCUGGGCGUCGGAGAAGGAGGCGAUUCCCGCGGGUUUGCCAUGGAUAUGCCCGCGCCGGAGGAGCAUUGGGACGAGCCGGAGACGGAUAGCAAACUGAUUCGGAACCAACCGCCUCGCAGGAAGUAG